UUCUCCCUUCCUUCUCACGACCCCUAAAGUCCAGCUGGGCUCGAGCAAACAGCCUGCGGUCUAGCAAACCGCAAGAGCUUCCUUCAGUCUUCCCAUUCAUCAUGGCUCUCCGAGUGAACCUCCCUCCGGCAACCCGUAUCUGCCUCGUCAGUCUCCUAACCCUUUCCCUGCUGUACAACAUCGCCCGAUGGCGCCAAAUUGACACCACCGGGGGUACGCCGACCGUCACCCCCAUCGUACCCUACCUUACACUCGUUCCGUCGUAUAUUAUCUACUACCCGUGGACUCUCGUGACCGCGACAUUCGUGGAGCAGAACAUCUUCACCGUCCUUCUGAACGCCGCCACCCUUUUCUACGGCGGGAAGUAUUUGGAGCGCGCAUGGGGCUCCCGCGAGUUCGCCAAAUUCAUCCUCACGAUCGCAGUGCUCCCCAAUGUGAUCAUUGUACCGAUCUAUCUCCUAGCUACCGCGAUGAGCGGCAGUGCCAGCGACGGCGUCACGCAGAUCUGCGGCGGUAUCUCGAUUCAGGCGUCCUUCCUCGUCGCGUUCAAGCAGCUCGUCCCCGAACACACGGUCACCAUCUUUAAAGGCCUGGUGAAGAUGCGGGUGAAGCACUUCCCCGCGCUCUUCCUCUUCCUGAACACGAUCAGCGGCGUCGCGUUCGGCACCCGCGUCGCCGCGAUCCUCGCCUGGCUCGGCCUGGUGACAAGCUGGACCUACCUGCGAUUCUUCAAGCGUCAGCCCGACCUGACCGGCACUUCGACCGACGGACUGGGCAUCAAGGGCGACGCCAGCGAGACCUUCGCGUUCGCCUGCCUGUUCCCCGACCUCCUUCAACCGCCCAUCGCCUUCUUCUCCGACCAGGUCUAUGCGCUCUUGGUCGCGCUGAAGAUCUGCACCCCCUUCUCGGACGAGGACAUCGCAUCCGGCAAUCAACAGGUUCUGGCCCGCGGCGAAGCCGGUCUUCCCAGCCUUCUGUCGACCCAGCGAGGCGGUCGCGCCAUGGCUAAGCGGGAGGAGGCCGAGCGACGACGUGCCCUGGCCCUCAAGGCUUUGGACCAGAGACUCCAGGCGGCCGCCGCCGCGAGAGCGGCCCCGUCGACCCUGAACCAGCCCGCCGCCGCGGCGCACAGCCAGACGCCCACCCCCACGGUAGCAGCAGGACAGGCGAUGCUGGGUGAAACCAGCUACACCCCGGACCACGCUUGAUGUGUGAGCUGGGAGCAUGUUCUGUGUUUGCUACUUUGUGUGUCCGCUUGGAAAUAUCCUUUCUCAACAUAUCUAUAGUGUCGUGGAGUACUGAACGGGGGGCUGGCACUUCACUUUCCUGAAUCACGUACUGAACCUGGCUCUCUUCCCAUUUCCUUAAUUCAUGAUUAUUCAAGAAUUUUUCAAGCGGGUAGGCGUUGUAACACUGAGGGGAGUCUCAUCUUUGGCUCAAAGACUGUAUAUCUUCGAAAUCUGGAUCUUACCGAGCCCGUUCUUUAAUGCAGCGAUACCCGGGUCAAUUACAUACAAUACGAAGAACGCAAC
Aspergillus homomorphus CBS 101889 is the source of this 1532-nucleotide messenger RNA. RefSeq names its product rhomboid family protein. Gene Ontology annotation, cellular component: membrane; Golgi apparatus. Gene Ontology annotation, biological process: retrograde vesicle-mediated transport, Golgi to endoplasmic reticulum. NCBI's taxonomy places the organism in Eukaryota, Fungi, Ascomycota, Eurotiomycetes, Eurotiales, Aspergillaceae. The record is from RefSeq and is a predicted model, not a curated record. The transcript has 2 exons. The coding region runs from base 102 to 1208 and encodes 368 amino acids.